AUGCCCUCCAGUAACCAGCAAAUUCCUUCCUUCCAAGUCUACGAGCCACAGCCAGAGGUGACGCAACGCUGGACUGGGAUUCAUGAGGGCGUGAUCCGAGGAGAGGUGCAGGAACAAACCUCAACUACGCUGGAGGCCGAGAGUUACACCACCACCACCACCACUUCCAGCAGCAGUGACAUGAGUCGCCGGUCAGCAGUGAGUCGAUCCAGUCAGCUGACUCGGCCUCUCCUGCAUCGCUUCCCCUCCAAUCAUUCCAGUCUGCAGGAGGAGGAGGCGCUGACGGCUGCCCUGAUGAGGUUUAUCUUGAAGGUGUCCUCAGGGAGGCAGGUGUAUCUCCUUGCUGACAACAGCAUGCCAGAGGUGGGCGUGGCGGCAAGGGUUUGCGGGGAGGCGAGGGUGGACACCAUUCUCCUGACCUAUGAGCCCAGACUGCUGCUGCUGGAGUCACUGCUCCGCUCGCCCCUCAGGCCCCUGGACGUGCGUUACGUGCUCGUCAUGUGCACUGCAGACCACAUGCUGCGCGUCUUUCAACAGGUGCGAACCAGAGCGCUAGAAUCCAUGACGGUGUGGUGGUUCGUGGUGGCGACCGAGGACCGCACCGCCGCCCUCCAAGCACUGCUGAGAGAAGGAUCGCAGACGUGCGGGUGUGUUUAUGGUGGCCUUCAGAGUUGCUCACACUUUCAGGAUGUUACUCCAGUCUCGUCUCACAGGCUGGAGGCGGCAGGAAAAUGGCGUCCAGCUCCUCGGCAACCGGUGGAUACCUCUGCCUGGUCCGCCACUCUGGUGCCGGAUCUCCUCCACCUGUAUGCUGACUUCGGAGGCCGGCAGCUGACUGUGGCAGCCAACGACAACUGGCCUUUCCUCGGCCUAACGCUUCUCGAGGGUGACGCUGCUGCUCCGCGAUCUGGCAUCGACAUCAACAUUUUAGAUGCCCUUGGUGCGAAGCUCAACUUCACGUACCAGCUGGUGGUGCCGAGGGACCGUGCUUGGGGCGGUCCGCAGCCCGACGGAUCCGUCACAGGACUCAUCGGGAUGGUCGCCCGACACGAGGCUCACGUCGCCAUCUGCGAAAUCACUAUCACGGACACUCGCGAGACAGUGGUGGACUUCACAGCGACUUACUGGCUGGAGUCCCUGACUCUAGUGAGUCGCGCCCCUAAAGAGAAGGAGCGAUCCAUGGCUGUGUUCUGGCCCUUCACCACGGCGAGACCCGGAUCAAUUCAGGUGUGGGGAUUCAUCGCGGCGGCCACACUGCUGAUGGGUCCCGUGGCGUGGGUGGUGAUGAGGUGCUCGGGGGGUGGCCUUCCCCUGCAAGUCGCCGCCUUCAACAUGUUUCGCAGCAUCGUGGUUCAGACCAACUUCUUGCCGCCCAAGUCUUCCUCCCUCCGCUUUGUGUUCAUCUUCUGGUACUUCUUCUGCUUCAUUAUCUAUGCGAUGUACUCGGGCACCUUGACGGCGGUACUGGCCAUCCCCUCCUUCGACCAGCCCGUGGACAGCCUCACCGACUUGCCAGCCGCUGUGGCCAACGGGUUUGCAGUGGGCACCCUCAAGGCCUCCAGCACAGAGUUCCUCUUCAGGCACGCGGAUGGCGGCAUCUACAAGCAGGUGUGGGAGCUCUUCCACCCUGUGCACAGCCUCCUGCCUGAUCCUGAACUCGGUUUCGAUAAGGUGCUGGAAGAGAAGUUUGUUUUGGUCAACUCUGAACUUAACGCCAAGAUUCGCGCCACGGUUCGAGGCCGCGAGAAGUAUCACUUUGGGCGUGACACUUUCUAUCCACAUGGCUAUGGCAUCGCCUGCAUCAGCGGCGCCCCCUUCAGGCCAAAGUUUGAGCAACUGCUGCAGUGGAUCGUGGAAGCGGGGCUGGUGACACAGUGGGGUGAGCAGGAAAUUCAGAAGCUUGCUCAUCAUGAGGCUGGCAGCGAUGAGGCACAGGCAACACUCUCCCUCACACUGGAGCACCUUCAGGCAAGCAGCGGUUCCCCUCCCCUUUCAGGUUCUUCAUAAUGGUUCCUACUGUAUGGAGUCUCUGACAGAUAUUUAGGUUUUAUGAAGACAGCAAAA
Portunus trituberculatus (swimming crab) is the source of this 2064-nucleotide messenger RNA. RefSeq names its product glutamate receptor ionotropic, kainate 3-like. The record is from RefSeq and is a predicted model, not a curated record. Gene Ontology annotation, cellular component: membrane. The transcript is spliced from 14 exons. Gene Ontology annotation, molecular function: glutamate-gated receptor activity. The coding region runs from base 1 to 2007 and encodes 668 amino acids. Lineage: Eukaryota; Metazoa; Arthropoda; Malacostraca; Decapoda; Portunidae.